GGGAGUGGCUCCAGAACAGUGGGUCGGGACUGGGCCCAAUCAGGGCAAGGAUUCCUUGGUUCUCUUGUGCCUUGGCGACAGUUUCUUUUCAUUACUCUGUGGAGAAGGGUGAUAACAACCCUACCUGUUUCUAGAAGAGCUUUGGUGGGGAAAGAUCCUGUUUGCAUCUAGAGACAAAUAAAAAAAGAGCCCAGGAUAGGGAUUGUACAAAGAUAGGGACGGGCAUUGUUCUUAACUUGAAUUAGAGGAAAUGGCCCAGAGAAGCGCCCUAAGGAAUCAAAGUUGGGCUUAAAAAUUGGAGCUCUUUGGCAGCCUCGUAUAGGAAUUAUGUGGUACAGUCUGUCUCAGUUGAAGACUUCACCUGUAUUCUAAAUGACAGAAUCAGAGAAACAAGAGGAGCCAGGAGAGAAAUGUUAGGAAAAGGUUUAGAAAGAGUCCAGGAGUCAAAACGCAACUAGAGCAACGAGACAGAAGGGAAAUGACACCCCUACCCCCACCCCGAGCCGCUUAGUUCCUUUGAUGUCAUACUUCCUCUAUUUAUAUUCUGAAAAAUAAACUUAAGUGGUGUCUUUUCCUCAAGCUGGGGAGAGGGGUUUCACAUUAGAACGAUUUCAUCACUUGUAUGAGGACAGAUGGGUCCUUAGGAGGAUGCCUAAGCAAAGGAAUCCUGCGAUGGGAUCAGAUCUGGAAAAUUGUUUUUGAGAGUGUAAUCAAAGCAACAACAAACUACAGAAAUUGUUUGAAGACAACCAGGCUUCCCUGGAGUCAUUUUUUAAAAAUUUUCUACAUGUGUGCCACUCAUACAGAAUAUCUUUUACACUUCUUUUUCCCAGUAAAUUCUGGAAAGAAACUGAGAAACACGUUCGUGCAAAAAGACACCAGGCACACCUUGCCCCAUGGUUAGGAGAGUUAAGAAGAUGGGAGCAUCCUGGCCAGAGUGUCUGCUUCUGAGUUCCGCAGCCUGAGUUAGGGGAAAUAUGAACAGGACAACUCUUCUUUCACUUCACAAGCUCUCAACGGGGCAUCUCCUGACUAGAGAGAGCCGCCUGUAAAACUGUGAUUCCACAGACACAAAUCCUCCUAUAGUCCAGGAUGAGCUCAUUUCUGGAUAUAUGAACUGCCUUUUGGAAGUUGGGAAAUUGGAGUUUCCUUUGGACCUGACAGAUUUUUAUCAGCGGCAAUGCAGGAGGAAAUUUGGGAGUCAAACAAUGUGAUAAAAGAUAUUAUGAGUAAAGACGAGUCUGCAUGGGAAGGAGGAGAGAGUCAAACGUUGGUCCCAGCAGUGGGAGUCCCGAGUGGACCUAAUGUAGAGCUAGAGGCUCUCCAGGAAUAACAAGUUUGCAUCCAUCAACAGGCUUGCCCCUCAGUCCAGCAGCUCUAUAACAGAUCUACUGAGCAACGAUAGUGCACAACCCAGAAUGGAUGUCCUCUUCGUAGCCUUCCUUGCUGUACCACUCAUCCUGGGACAGGAAUACGAGGAUGAAGAAGAGCUGGAAGAGGGUGAUUACUAUCAAGUGGCAUAUUAUUAUUACACAGUUACCCCUAAUUAUGAUGACUUUAGCGCAAACUUUACUGUUGAUUACUCCAUAUUUGAGUCGGAGGACAGGUUGAACAGACUGCAGAAGGAGGUCACAACAGAAGCCGUAGAGACCACCAUUAGUCUUCAGACAGAACUUGUGGACCAGCAGAACCCUGUAACAACGAGACCAGCGAGACCAGCGACAACAGAACCACAGAGUCCAGAUCAGAAUGAUGCCAUGUCCAGUCUGCAGAGUUCUGUGUCCUGUCUUCUCUUAUGGACCCUCUUUCAAGGGGGGAUGCAUUUUAUGUAGAAGGUAAGAGGCCAGCCACUGGCUUUUGUGGGGGUGCUCUGAAGUAGUUCUUACCAACCUGCUCAGUUCUCCUAUGCUUAAGGAAAGAAACGCGAUCACAUUUAGAAAUAUCUAACCAUCUAAUCUUGGAGAAAUUUGUAAUAAAUUGAAACAAAGACUUUUGUGAUGUCAUUUUUUUUUUUUAUUCUAAUCUGGGAGGACUUUCAAGACCUCCUAGGACAGAGGCAGGUUGAAUGAGGAAGACUUUUCCAAACUCCCAACAAGACUGGAAAACCAGGGCUGGUUCCAUUCUGGCCAGGUUUGAAGUUAUGGCAGGUGCCAGAGGUCAAAAUGGGUGUGUGCUACAACCCUGUAAGAGCCAAGAGGCAAAGUUCAGCAGGAGGAAGGAAGCAUGAAAGGGACACGUCUUUCUCAACAAAGAGUGGAGAAUCCAUCUUAGAACAUGAAAUCUGUGGAGUCUGCACAGAGAUGGGAGCGAGGGCAGACUUCUUGGCCUCUUGUUCUUGUGUUUUGGCUUUAUUGUUUUUAAUUACGUGUAUGUAUAGAGGAGGGGUAUGGAUACAUGAAUGGGGUGCUUAGGAGGCCAGAGGCACCAGAGCUCUGGGAAUGGGUUUACAGGGUUUUGGGAACCACCUGGCGUGAGUGCUAGGAAUUGAACUUAGGUGGCGGACUGUCAAUUGUCGGUGGUGGCACAUGUUUGUUUUUUUUUUUUUUUUUUUUUUUUUUUUUUCCGAGACAGGGUUUCGCUAUGUGGCUUUGGAGCCUUUCCUGGAACUCGCUCUGUAGCCCAGGCUGGCCUCGAACUCACAGAGAUCCACCUGGCUCUGCCUCCCGAGUGCUGGGAUUAAAGGCGUGUGCCGCCACCGCUGCCACCACCACCUGGCCAGCACAUGCUUUUAAUCCCAGCACUUGGGAGGCAGAACCAGGCGUAUCUAUGUGAGUUCGAAGCCAGCUCUGGUUUACAGAGCUAGUUCUAGAACAGCCAAGGCUACACAAAAAAAAUCCUGUCUUGAAAAACAAAACAGAAAGCAAUAUGUUUUCUUAAACACCAAGUCAACCACCUGAUCCUGUUUUUAUGCCCCUCC
Messenger RNA from Peromyscus californicus insignis, 2917 nucleotides. RefSeq names its product chromosome unknown C1orf54 homolog (gene CUNH1orf54). The coding region runs from base 1419 to 1832 and encodes 137 amino acids. The transcript is spliced from 8 exons. The record is from RefSeq and is a predicted model, not a curated record. NCBI's taxonomy places the organism in Eukaryota, Metazoa, Chordata, Mammalia, Rodentia, Cricetidae.